GUUUGGGGUCGCUUGUAUGUCUAUGGCUCUCGGCCGUCGCCUGGCCGCGUCUCUGGUGCGCGCCGCGUGGCCGUCCAGACCGGGGUGCGGGCUGCCGCGGCGCGUGCUCCUCCAGUACCGCUCCGUCUCCGCCGCAGGAUCGAGCAUGGCAUCCGGCGACGCGCAGCACCAGGCUGUCCGGCUGUCCGGCACCGAGCUGGCCAAGGAGGUGCGGACCGGCCUGCAGGACGAGGUGCGCCAGCUGCAGACGAAGUAUCCCGGCUUCCAGCCCGGCCUGGCCAUCGUGCAGGUGGGCGGCCGUGAGGACUCCAACGUCUACAUCAGGGCCAAGGUGAAGGCGGCCAGCGACAUCGGCAUCGGCGCCCGGCACGUCCAGCUGCCGCGCCACACCACCCAGAUGCAGCUGCUGCAGACCAUCCAGGGACUGAACGAGGACCCGACCGUGCAUGGCAUGAUCGUGCAGCUGCCGCUGGACUCUGAGCACACCAUCGACGAGGACAAGGUCAUCGAGGCCAUUGACCCCGACAAGGACGUCGAUGGGCUGCACCCGAUCAACGCCGGCUGCCUGUCGCACGGCCAGAUGCGGCACGGCCACCUGCCCUGUACGCCCUGGGGCUGCAUUCAGCUGAUCCAGAGGAGCGGCGUCGAGAUCAAGGGCGCUGACGCGGUGGUGCUGGGCCGCAGCAAGAUCGUCGGCUCGCCGAUGGCCGAGCUGCUCAAGUGGCACCACGCCACCGUCUCCACCUGUCACUCGCGCACCAAGGACAUCGAGGAACACGUGCGGCGGGCCGACAUUCUGGUGGUGGGCAUCGGCAGGCCGCACUUCGUCAAGGGCGACUGGGUCAAGCCGGGCGCCGUCGUCAUCGACUGCGGCAUCAACGCUAUUCCAGACGCCACCAAGAAGUCGGGCCACCGGCUGCUGGGCGACGUCGACACGGAGGAGGUGUCCAAGGUGGCCUCACACAUCACACCGGUGCCGGGCGGCGUCGGGCCGAUGACGGUGGCGAUGCUGAUGCAGAACACGGUGCGCGCGGCCGCGCUGGCCGUGGAGCGCGAGCACCGGCAGUCCUGGGGCCUCGAGCCGCUGACACUGACACCGCUCUCGCCCGUGCCCAGUGACAUUGAUGUGAGUCGGGCGCAGACCCCGCGGCCCAUUUCGGAGCUGGGCGCCGCCGUCGGCCUGCUGCGCUCCGAGCUCGACCUGUUCGGUCAGACCAAGGCCAAGGUGGCGCUCUCGGUGCUGAACCGGCUGCAGCACCGUGCCAACGGACGAUACGUGGUGGUCGGCGGUAUCACGCCGACUCCGCUUGGCGAAGGGAAGAGCACGACCACCAUCGGGCUGUCGCAGGCGCUGGGCGCCGAGCUGGGCCGCAACGUGUUCGCGUGCGUGCGUCAGCCUUCGCAGGGACCCACGUUCGGCAUCAAAGGCGGCGCUGCCGGCGGCGGCUACUCGCAGGUGAUCCCGAUGGAGGAGUUCAACCUGCACAUGACGGGCGACAUCCACGCCAUCACGGCGGCCAACAACCUGCUGGCGGCGCAGCUUGAGGCGCGCAUGUUCCACGAGUCGACGCAGACGGACGCGGCGCUGUUCGGGCGGCUUGUGCCGGCGCGCAACGGCGCGCGCGCCUUCUCGCCCAUCCAGCUGGGCCGGCUGCGGCGCCUCGGCAUCGAGAAGACAGAGCCGGACGCGCUGACCGAGGAGGAGGUGCGCCGCUUCGUCCGGCUUGACAUCGACCCGGAGACCAUCACCUGGCAGAGAGUGAUCGACACCAACGACCGGUUCCUGCGCCGCAUCACCGUCGGCCAGUCGGACACGGAGAAAGGGCGCACUCGCGUCUGCCAGUUCGACAUCACCGUGGCCAGCGAGGUGAUGGCCGUGCUGGCGCUGACCACCAGCCUGCGAGACAUGCGUGACCGACUGGGCCGCUGCGUGGUGGCGUCCGACCGCGCCGGCCAUCCCGUCACCGCCGACGACCUGGGUGCCGGCGGCGCCAUGACGGUGCUGAUGCGGGACGCCAUUCGCCCGACGCUGAUGCAGAGCCUGCAGGGCACGCCCGUGUUCGUCCACGCCGGCCCGUUCGCCAACAUCGCGCACGGCAACUCCAGCGUGCUGGCCGACAAGAUCGCGCUCAAGCUGGUCGGCGAGAAGGGCUACGUGGUGACGGAGGCCGGCUUCGGCGCCGACAUUGGCAUGGAGAAGUUCUUCAACAUCAAGUGCAGGGCGUCGGGCCUGGCGCCGGACGCCGCCGUGCUGGUCGCCACGGUGCGCGCGCUCAAGAUGCACGGCGGCGGACCGGCCGUCACUGCCGGCGUGCCGCUCGCUCCCGCCUACACCCAGGAGGACACCGCGCUCGUGGAGAAGGGUUUUGCCAACCUCAACAAACAGAUCCAGAACACGCUCAAGUUUGGCGUGCCCGUGGUGGUCGCCAUCAACAAGUUCAGCACUGACACUGACGCCGAGCUGGAGCUGAUCCAGCGCUUGAGCCGCGCAGCGGGCGCCGCCGACGCCGUCAUCUGCACCCACUUCAGCGGAGGUGGCGCCGGCGCCCGCCAGCUGGCCGAGGCCGUGGAGCUGGCCUGCCAGCAGCCCAGCAGCUUCAGGUUCCUCUACGACCUGACGCUGCCCAUCGUCGACAAGAUCCGCAUCAUCGCGCGCCAGAUCUACGGCGCCGACGACGUGCAGCUGUCGGAGCAGGCGCAGGCGCAGGUGGAGCGCUACACCCGCCAGGGCUUCAGCGAGCUGCCUAUCUGCAUGGCCAAGACGCACCUGUCGCUGUCGCACGACCCCAGCUGGAAGGGCGCGCCGACCGGCUUCACCCUGCCCAUCCGGGACGUGCGCGCCAGCGUCGGCGCCGGCUUCCUGUACCCGCUGGUGGGCACGAUGAGCACCAUGCCCGGCCUGCCGACUCGGCCUUGCAUCUACGACGUCGACCUGGACCUGGACAACGGCGACGUGCAGGGCCUGUUCUAAGCCGGACCGGUGGCGCCACCUGUGGCCGGCCCGGGCCUGCGGAGUCGCUGGUGCCGCGCCGGGUCGCUGCGGGCGCCGCCGCCCGCCGGCAGCUGCCUCUCGUGCUGCUCGCCGCCGAGCGGCGCGGGGCUGAUGCCGAUGUCUUCCGGCGCGAAGCGCUGGAUGAUUCGAAGUGGUGGAACGACGGAGCCGUGGGCUCGUGGGCUGAGAUUGGUAGAAGGUGGGGGAUGAUUCGGAGUGGUGGAACGGCGAAGCCGUGGGCUCGUGGGCUGAUAUUGGUAGAAGGUGGGGCGAGUAGGAGGUCGGUUGCUGGGCAUUGCCAGCUGGUGAAUACGCCGGACCGUGGUGCCUCGGCGUGGUACGUACCUUCCGAAGCAUGUUUAAGCGGCAUUUGUGGGCCGGUGCCAGGUUUGGAUGAUAAUUGUCGGAUCGCGUCACUUUCGUCUCGUGGACAUCUGUAAACAAUGGGGUGCAUUAAGCUGUGUCGCAGAUAAGCUAAGCGGAGGGGAUACUAAUUUCUGGGGUACUCAGCACGUUAUGGACGGAGCCCGAUUAUUUUGCAUCUGUUACCACACUGAGAGAGGCCUCAGCCGUCGUAAGCCUGGGUCUGAAGUGUGCUCCGUGAGGAAGGUACCAUCGCCAUGCCCUGGGCACGGUCCGUCACGUCACAGUGCUCACCAGUUGUGUCGUCUUAGGCACUGGAGUAAGUGCCUCAACGAUUUCAAGCACUUGACAACCGCUCAGUCGCCCGUCUGUGUGCCAAAAGAUCAAUGACCUGCGGAAGUGCCCGGUGACCAGUGGUGCGUCGGUGCGAUGCCACCUCGUCGUUCGGCGUGCCAUGCGUGACGCCUGGGUCCGCCUGGUCCGCCGCUGCGUACCCGUCUGGACUGGUACCGGGGCGUGGUCCCGCGCUCUAAUUCACCGCCUGAUCCGCCGCGCACAGCUGUGUGGCUCAGCGAUCAAAAAUGCAGCGUACACACGGUACAAAUAAAGUGCCUCACAUAUGUUUGAGUAACGCGGGGUGUAGUGGGUCUGUCUAAUCGGUAGAGGCUAUGUUAUGUUUCAGAGCGGACUUGUGAAGCGUUGUGUUGGCGGUACUGCUCAGCGGCCGAGCCGCCGGUGCCAAAAUAGUUGAUUUUUUAAUAUACGGCCGACACACAU
This is a messenger RNA of Pollicipes pollicipes, 4132 nucleotides long. RefSeq names its product pug C-1-tetrahydrofolate synthase, cytoplasmic (gene pug). The record is from RefSeq and is a predicted model, not a curated record. The transcript has 19 exons. Lineage: Eukaryota; Metazoa; Arthropoda; Thecostraca; Pollicipedomorpha; Pollicipedidae. Bases 17 to 2971 code for a protein of 984 amino acids. Gene Ontology annotation, biological process: tetrahydrofolate interconversion. Gene Ontology annotation, cellular component: cytosol. Gene Ontology annotation, molecular function: ATP binding; formate-tetrahydrofolate ligase activity; methenyltetrahydrofolate cyclohydrolase activity.